AUCAUACGCGCGAGUUCUCAUGCGGCCGCCUCUACUAUCGCACAUUCUACCUCGAUCCAAGGCAGGAUGCGCUCUACGUUGGAGCCAUGGACAACGUAUUCAAGCUCAAUCUAAAAGACAUCAACAGGACGGACUGCGAGGUCGAUGCAAUCAAGCUGGAGCCGUCGAGCAUGCCGAGCUGCGUCGCUAAGGGCAAAUCGGAGAACUUUGACUGCCGCAAUCACAUUCGCGUCAUUCAGCCGAUGGGCGCCGACCGCAGUCAGCUGUACAUCUGCGGCACCAAUGCCUACCAGCCCAAGGACUGGAUCGUUAAUACCUCAAACCUGAGCAUCUCUACGCAGACAAUACCUGGCAUUGGCAAUGGCAUCGCCAAGUGUCCCUUUGAUCCCGAUGACAAUUCCACUGCGCUGUGGGUUGACAAGGGCAAUCCCGGCGACCUGCCUGGCCUGUACAGUGGCUCGGUGGCGGAGUACAGCAAAGCUGACACGGUCAUCUUCCGCACUGACCUCUUUAACCUGCAAACGGGCGAGAAGGUGUACCCUUUUAAGCGGACCAUCAAGUACGACUCAAAGUGGCUUGACAAACCAAACUUUGUGGGCUCCUUUGAGGUGGGCGACUACGUGUACUUCUUCUUCCGCGAAUCGGCCGUGGAGUACAUCAACUGCGGCAAGGCGAUCUACUCGCGCAUUGCCCGCGUCUGCAAGCGGGACACCGGCGGUCGGAAUAUUCUCAACAAGAACUGGGCCACCUUUAUAAAAGCCCGAUUGGUGUGCAAGAUUGGCGGCGCCAAUGAUGAGUUUCCCUUUUACUUUAAUGAAAUUCAGAGCAUCUACAAACGACCCGAUGACGGCGAAAAGUUCUACGGCGUCUUUAGCACCUCAAUGAACGGCAUCGUCGGCUCGGCCAUCUGCACAUUUAGCCUUUCAAAGGUUGAGGAGGUGUUUCUGGGAAAAUUCAAAGAACAGGCAACGAGCAGUAGCGCCUGGCUCCCUGUUUUGAGCAGCAAAGUCCCCGAACCUCGGCCUGGAACGUGCGUCAACGACACUCAAGUCCUUCCCGAUUCAGUGCUGAACUUUAUCAGGGGGCACCCGUUGAUGGACAGCUCAGUAGCGAAUGAUAACAGUCUGCCGGUCUUUUACAAGCGAGACCUAGUCUUCACGAAAAUCGUCGCCGACGUUCUCGAAGUGGACGGCCUUCAGUACACGGUCUACCUGGGCGGCACGGCCACCGGGUACGUGUACAAGGUGGUCGAGUGGUACGACGCCUCGGGGGCGGUGCACUCCAAUCUGGUGGACGUCUUUGAGGCGACGACGCCAGAGCCGAUCAGGGCGAUGGAGAUCAGCCCACUGCACCGGUCUAUCUACGUGGCCAGCGACUCGAAGAUCAGGCAGAUUGGCCUGGUCAGUACCUGUCGAGGGCGGUACGAGAGCUGUGCGAGGUGCAUUCAGGAUCCGUACUGCGGCUGGGACCGGGAGGCGGGCGAGUGCAAGCCGUACAAUAAUGGGCUUCUCCAGGACAUCACCAACGCCACGACGGGCGUCUGCGACGCGCCGGGAGCCAUCGAGACCAAACACCUCAAGGUGGCCUUUGGCGAGUCGGUCCACCUGCCCUGUACGCUGAACAGCCACGACAUGGAGGCCACCCUGGCCGCCCAGGGCCCCAUCAAGUGGUACUACUUUCGCAGCGCCAAGUCGAGCAGUUUUGAGGUGCUGCCCAAGCGGGACAAGUACGUCCAGACGGCCGACCACGGGCUGGUGAUUCUGGGCGUCACCGACCGGGAGAGUGGCCGCUACGACUGCCGCCUGGGGCCGGGCACCGUCUUCAGCUACACCGUCGAGGUGGAUGCCAAAACGUGCUCCACGCCAAGCGAGACCGAGUUUCGCAAGGUCUACUCUGACUGGUGUCACCAGUUUGAGAAGUACAAGAGCGACAUGAAGAGGUGGCAGCUGAGGCAGUCGGUAAGUUUAGAUUGA
Rhagoletis zephyria (snowberry fruit fly) is the source of this 1973-nucleotide messenger RNA. Lineage: Eukaryota; Metazoa; Arthropoda; Insecta; Diptera; Tephritidae. The record is from RefSeq and is a predicted model, not a curated record.